AAAAGAGCUCUCAAUUUAUCAAUACAUCUCAAUGUCGGAUAGACGCUGGAAGAAAAAUGAAUUUCGAUAGUAUUGUCUUCAUUGUAACCCUUUUUGUUAUCGUUCCGAGUGAAUCCAGGGUUCUGGAAAUAAAAUCUGAUAGAUGCGAAAAGAUUUUAGGGAGCAAUUUGAUUGAAGAGAUAUGGUCUUACAAAAAUGUUAAGGAUGAUAUAUUAGAAUACGUUUUGGAAGGUGAAUUUAAAGGCAAAACUUACGAUGAAUUGGCGAAAUUUGUGGACAAAUUUGGAGCACGACCAUCGGGAACAGAGGUUCUUGAAAAAUCUAUUGAUUAUAUGAUCGAUUUGACUAAGAAUGAAGGCAUUAAUGAUAUUAUCACCGAAGAGGUUAAGGUACCUCUUUGGGAAAGAGGUGAAGAGAAAAUAACAAUGCUUGAACCGAGAAAAAAGGAUAUUGAAUUGUUAGGUCUUGGUAAAAGUGUUACAACACCACCAGAAGGUCUUAAGGGAGAAGUUGUAGUAGUACGUAGUUUUGAGGAGUUCGAUAAUUUUUCUGAUGAAAAAAUCAGAGGUAAAAUUGUUUUGUAUGUUCCUGUAUUUACUACGUACGGAGAAACUGUACCAUACAGGUCUCAAGGAGCAUCUAAGGCAUCAGCGAAAGGAGCUAUUGCGAGUUUAGUCAGGUCGAUCACUCCCUUCUCAUUAAAUACCCCUCACACUGGUUCUCAAACUUACGCAGAUGGCGUGGUUCCUAUACCAACAGCAGCAAUUUCUUUAGAAGACGCCGAUUUAAUUACAAGAAUGUAUGAUAGAGGAGAAAAAGUUGUGCUUAAUAUAAAAAUGAGUUCAAAACUUGAUGAAAAUAAAAUUUCAAGGAAUACGUUAAUUGAUUUGAAGGGGUCAAAGCACCCUGAAAAAUUGGUGAUUGUAUCAGGACAUAUUGAUAGUUGGGAUGUAGGUCAAGGAGCUAUGGAUGAUGGAGGUGGUAUGUUUGUUAGUUGGGCUGCACCUGUGAUUUUAAAGAGACUGAACUUGACCCCAAAACGCACAGUAAGAGCUAUAUUUUGGACAGCAGAAGAACUAGGUCUGAUUGGCGCCCACGCAUAUGAGGAAGCGCAUAGAAAUGAAAGCCACAAUAUUAAUUUUGUAAUGGAGUCUGAUGAAGGAACGUUUGCUCCUCUGGGUUUGGCUGUAGGUGGUACUCCAACGACGUUGUGCAUAGUUGCUGAAAUCCUAAAAUUAUUUCAAUCGAUAAAUGCUUCAACCCUUGUGGAAGAAGAUAAUCCUGGCUCUGAUAUAACAGUAUUUACUAGUAAAGGUAUUCCAGGCGCUAGUCUUCAUAAUGACAAUGGUAAAUACUUUUGGUUCCAUCACACUGAAGCUGACACUAUGAACGUUGAAGACCCAGACGAACUUGAUCUUGGAGCGGCUUUCUGGACAGCAGUAGCUUACAUUAUUGCGGAUCUUUCCAUAGACAUUCCUCGAUGAAUACUUUGAAGAGUUUUUUAAGAUCUGUGAACUUGGUUGAUUAUAUUUAUGCGUUAAAUACAAAUUUACAAGUACACAUAUUUCUUGAUAAAGCUAAUCCUUAUCUAAUCUUACUGAUAAACUCACUUAAGGCCUUAUAAAAUAUGUUAUCCUUUCAAUACUAAGAUAUCGUACUCAAAUGAAAGGACUGGUGGCGAAAAAAUCUGAAAUUCAUCCAAUCAAAUUAUAUUUUGGCAAUGUUCCACUCGAUUUUUCUAGAAGAGUCCUUAAAUCAAUGAGCGUGAAUCCUUUAUCUUUGCUUCAUUUUCUUUUAGGAUUCAGCUCUUGGGAACGGUAAACGGGAUACGGCGUAUUAUAAAGAUAUUUUCUAUGCUACAGUAAAAUAGAAUUUUCUUCUGCGAAGCGAUCUACCUCUCGAUAAAGGUCUUAAAUUAUGUUAUCGUGUCUCAGCCAUUGUAAUAAAAAUAAGACAAGUAAGCUUCUAGACAAAAUGUUGUAUCGAGCGUGUAAGGCAAAAACUGAUUUUUAUGAGAAUAAAGAGUAAUGACUUUCAGGUUUAGGAAUUAUCAUGUUUUUAAGUGAGUUUCUUUUCAAACUUAAUACGGAUAUGAUUUUGUAGAUUAAUGUAAAUCUGCGGUGCUUUUUUGUGGAGUCA
Molecule: messenger RNA, 2139 nt
Organism: Spodoptera exigua (beet armyworm)
Lineage: Eukaryota; Metazoa; Arthropoda; Insecta; Lepidoptera; Noctuidae
Source: the annotation of a GenBank genome assembly